Molecule: messenger RNA, 1257 nt
Organism: Lingula anatina
Lineage: Eukaryota; Metazoa; Brachiopoda; Lingulata; Lingulida; Lingulidae
Product: tankyrase-2-like
Source: RefSeq, a predicted model, not a curated record
AUGUUGAUCAUUUGUGGUUACCAGCUUCGCAAAACUCCAUUACAUGAGGCAGCAGGUGAAGGCCAUAAAGACAUUGUGAAGCUUCUGCUGCAGCAUGGAGCUGAUCUUAAUAUCACGGAUAAGGAUGGCAGAACUCCAUUACAUGAGGCAGCAUUGUGCAGUCAUGAAGACAUCGUAAAGCUUCUCCUGGAGCAUGGGGCUGAUCUUAAUAUCAAGGAUGAGUGUGGCAGAACACCAUUACAUGAGGCAGCAGAUAGAGGACAAGAAGACAUCUUGAAGCUUCUCUUGGAGAAUGGAGCUGAUCCUAAUAUCAGCAAUAUGGGGGGCAGAACACCAUUGCAUUGGGCAGCAUAUAAAGGCCAUGAAGACAUCGCGAAGCUUCUCCUGGAGCAUGGAGCUGAUCCUAAUAUCACCAAUGAGGUUGGCAUGACUCCUUUACAUGAGGCAGCAGAGGAAGGCAAUGGAGGCAUCGUGAAGCUUCUCCUGGAGCGUGGAGCUGAUCCUAAUAUCACUGAUGAGUGGGACAGAACAACAUUAUAUAGGACAGCGUAUGAAGGCCAUGAAGACAUAGUGAAGCUUCUCCUGGAGCAUGGAGCUGAUCCUAAUAUCACCAAUGAGUUUGGCAGUGCUCCUUUACAACAGGCAGCGUGUGGAAAACAUGAAGAUAUCGUAAAGCUUCUCCUAGAGCGUGGAGCUGAUCCUUAUAUCAGCGAUAUAUGGGGCAGAACUGCAUUACAUGAGGCAGCAGAUAAAGGCCAAGAAGACACCGUGAAACUUCUCCUGGAGCAUGGAGCUUAUCCUUAUAUCACGGAUAAGUGGGGGAGAACUGCAUUACAUGAGGCAGCAUAUAAAGGCCAUAAAGACAUCGUGAAGCUUCUCCUGGAGCAUGGAGCUGAUCCUUAUAUCACGGAUAAGUACAAAGAAACAGCAUAUGACAUGGCUGUAAAAAGAGGUCAUGAACACGUUAAGAUUGUGAUCCAUAGAUAUGCCUUGCCACCAAUACAGGCCCAUCUUCUUCGCGAGGUGAUUUUGGCAAUAAGUGAUCACGUGUCUCUCAAAGAUAUCCGUACGCUGGCACGUGCACAACUGGAAAUCCCAGACGCCAAGCUAGACAACAUAGAGUACGAGAACCAACGCCAUGCACAGGAGCAAUCCUUCCAGAUUCUGUGGCUGUGGAAAGAAAGGUCGGCUGGAGCAACAGCCCAUGACCUGUUCAAGGCUCUGAAGGACCAUCAGCUGAACGCAUGCCUGGGUUAG